AGCACAGAUUCUCCUCAGAGUCCCAGCAUUGAAAUCCCAGCUGAUCUGAAGGAGAAGACGUCUGUCUCCAUCACCUGCUCGGCUCCCACUCCCUGUCCUCACUCCCCUCCUGAACUCACCUGGAAUCUCCAAGCAGACUCUCAGAGACAAACGGAGACAAACACAGAUGGAAGCUUUACAACUAAAAUCCAGAAGACCAUCACUCUGUCAGACACUCAUGAUGGAUUCACCAUCAGAUGUUCUGCCAGAUAUCCUGUGAAUGAAGGACCACCAAAGACAGCAGAGACACUAAAGACUCUCAGUGUUUCAUAUGCUCCUAAGGACACCUCAGCAUCCAUCAGUCCAUCAGCUUCAGUGUCUGCAGGUAACUGUGUGAAGAUGACCUGUUCCAGCAGAGCUAAACCUGCUGUCAUCAACUUCAGCUGGUUCAGGAGCAGCAAAGAUGGAGACCAUAAAGUAGCUGAAGGAGAAUCUUACAGCCUGAAUCCAGCAGAAGGAGGAGCUUUUUACUGUGUGGCUACAAAUGAUCAGGGGAACCAGACGUCUUCAAAGAUUGAGCUGAUAGUUGAAGGUAAAUGGAGAAAUGGUUUUUGA
Molecule: messenger RNA, 594 nt
Organism: Oryzias melastigma (Indian medaka)
Lineage: Eukaryota; Metazoa; Chordata; Actinopteri; Beloniformes; Adrianichthyidae
Product: B-cell receptor CD22-like
Exons: 2
Source: RefSeq, a predicted model, not a curated record